Molecule: messenger RNA, 1596 nt
Organism: Manacus vitellinus (golden-collared manakin)
Lineage: Eukaryota; Metazoa; Chordata; Aves; Passeriformes; Pipridae
Gene: CAMK2B
Product: calcium/calmodulin dependent protein kinase II beta
Exons: 13
Coding region: 1-1590 (529 amino acids)
Biological process (GO): protein phosphorylation
Cellular component (GO): neuron projection; cytoplasm
Molecular function (GO): ATP binding; calcium/calmodulin-dependent protein kinase activity; calmodulin binding
Source: RefSeq, a predicted model, not a curated record
AUGGCAGGGGCCCAGCGGUGUCAGGGCCCCCCCCGUGUCGGGGUUCACCCCCCAGGUGCUGAGUCAUGUCAGGUGCAGCCCCUGGCCUCGGGUGCUGAGUCACGGGUGGGAGCCAACCCCUGCCCACCCCCCACGGUGCUUUGGGGGGCACUGAGCCUGUCCCUCCCCAGGGGGGCUUUUUCGGUGGUCCGGCGCUGCGUCAAGCUCUGCACCGGCCAUGAGUACGCCGCCAAGAUCAUCAACACCAAAAAGCUCUCAGCCAGAGACCACCAGAAGCUGGAGCGCGAGGCGCGCAUCUGCCGGCUGCUCAAGCACUCCAACAUCGUGCGGCUCCAUGACAGUAUCUCUGAGGAGGGUUUCCAUUACCUCGUCUUUGACCUGGUGACAGGUGGUGAGCUCUUUGAGGACAUUGUGGCGCGGGAGUACUACAGCGAGGCCGAUGCCAGCUCUGUCCUGCUGCUGGGAUUCGCGGGCACGCCCGGUUACCUGUCCCCUGAGGUCCUGCGCAAAGAGGCCUAUGGCAAACCUGUGGACAUCUGGGCAUGCGGGGUCAUCCUGUACAUCCUCCUGGUGGGCUACCCGCCGUUCUGGGAUGAGGACCAGCACAAACUCUACCAACAGAUCAAGGCCGGGGCCUAUGACUUCCCUUCGCCCGAGUGGGACACGGUCACCCCUGAAGCAAAAAACCUCAUCAACCAGAUGCUGACCAUCAACCCCGCCAAGCGUAUCACAGCUCACGAGGCCCUCAAGCACCCGUGGGUCUGCCAACGCUCCACCGUGGCCUCCAUGAUGCACAGACAGGAAACAGUGGAGUGCCUGAAAAAGUUCAACGCCCGGAGGAAGCUCAAGGGUGCCAUCCUCACCACUAUGUUGGCCACCAGGAACUUCUCAGUGGGCAGACAGACCACCGCUCCUCCGACCAUGUCGGCGGCCGCCGCCGGGGCCCCCCUGGGGCUGGUGGAACAAGGUAGACGCGUCCGCAAAGGGCCCCCCCGGCCCCGCUUGGUCUCUGUGUGUCCCCGGAUCCUUCAUCCCCACGUCCCCCUCUUCUCCCAACCAUCCUCUUCCCCGCCUCCCCCUCCCCAACAGGUUUCGGGUGCCCUCCUCGGAAAUCGGAGCGCAUGCAUGGCCGCCCUGCACUGCCCCCUCCUCACCCUGCAGCCUCUCCCCCUCUCCACCGAGAAAUGCCACUGUGGCAAGGAUCAUGCAGAUACUCGUGGCAGAGCUGUGGGGGCCUUGGGAGCACAGUGGUCCCUGUCUGUCCCCAAGGUCCUUCUGUCCCCAAGGGCUGUCUGUCUGUCCUCAUGGUCCCUGUGUCUGUCCCCAUGGUCCGUCCCCAUGGUCUGUCUGUCUGUCUCCAAGGUUUGUCUGCCCCCAAGGUCUGUCUGUCCCUGUGUCUGUCCCCAUGCCUCCCCUCUAUGUCCCACGUCCAUCCCAACAUCCCGUCCACCGCCCCCCACGGUGUCCCCGCGGGGCGGGGGCAGUGGCAGUGACAGUGACGUGCCCCCAGCCCGCAAGCAGGAGAUCAUCAAGAUCACGGAGCAGCUCAUCGAGGCCGUCAACAACGGGGACUUCGAGGCCUACGCGUGAGUGGGG